This is a messenger RNA of Malania oleifera, 4515 nucleotides long. Its product is annotated as capsanthin/capsorubin synthase, chromoplastic-like. Gene Ontology annotation, molecular function: oxidoreductase activity, acting on paired donors, with incorporation or reduction of molecular oxygen. The transcript has a single exon. Gene Ontology annotation, biological process: carotenoid biosynthetic process. The record is from RefSeq and is a predicted model, not a curated record. NCBI's taxonomy places the organism in Eukaryota, Viridiplantae, Streptophyta, Magnoliopsida, Santalales, Ximeniaceae. The coding region runs from base 1 to 1488 and encodes 495 amino acids.
AUGGGUUCUUCUCUCCACCCAAUCCCUCUCCCUCCGGUGGCGACUUCUAUUGGCUAUUUCCCAUCUAUCUCCCCUGCAUCAUUCUUCAAGAAAAUCCAUCACACCCCGUCAACAAAUGUUCAUUGCAGAGUUGGGAGUAGCAAUCUGGGUGGUUUUCUUGAUCUGCAAACCGAAUCGAAACCCGAGUUCUUGGAUAUUGAUCUCUCAUGCCUUGACCAGGCUGAUCGGUGCCAAUUCGAUGUGAUUGUGAUUGGUGCUGGCCCGGCUGGUCUCCGACUUGCAGAGCUUGUAUCUAGCCAUGGAGUUCGAGCAUGCUGCAUUGAUCCUUCUCCUCGUGCUAUGUGGCUCAACAACUAUGGUGUUUGGGUUGAUGAAUUUGAGAGCUUAAGGCUUCAGGAUUGCUUGGACAAGACGUGGCCUAUGACCUGUGUUUUUAUCAAUGAUCACAAGACCAAGUACCUAGAUCGUGCCUACGGUCGGGUUGGUAGGAAAGAAUUGAAGACUAAAUUACUGCAAGGUUGCAUCGCCAAUGGAGUUAAGUUCCAUAAGGCCAAGGUUUGGGAAGUGAAGCAUCGGGAAUUUGUGUCUUUAGUUAAAUGUGAUGAUGGGAAGGAGCUGAAAGGAAGCUUAAUCGUAGAUGCUAGUGGCUUUGCAAGCACUUUUAUUGAGUACAACAAGCCAAGAAACCAUGGCUAUCAGAUCGCUCAUGGGAUUUUAGUUGAAGUAGAUAAUCACCCCUUUGAUUUGGAUAAAAUGGUUCUCAUGGACUGGAGAGAUUCUCAUUUGGGUAAUGAACCUUAUUUGCGCACUGAUAAUUCGAGAUUCCCAACCUUUCUAUAUGCAAUGCCAUUCAAUUCAAACUUAAUAUUCCUAGAAGAGACCUCUCUAGUUAGCCGGCCUGUGUUAUCUUAUAUGGAGGUGAAGGGAAGGAUGAUAGCGAGGCUGAGGCACCUUGGUAUUAAAGUGAAGAGGGUCUUAGAGGAUGAGAAGUGUCUGAUUCCCAUGGGAGGGCCUUUGCCUCAAAUUCCUCAGGAGGUGGUGGGAAUUGGUGGGACAGCUGGACUGGUUCAUCCCUCAACUGGAUACAUGGUGGCUCGAACCCUGGCUCUCGCGCCAGUCCUUGCGGAUGCCAUUGCAGAGUGCCUUGGUUCAACUCGGAUGAUUAGAGGGAAUCCACUUUAUCACAAAGUGUGGAGUGGCUUAUGGCCUAUAGAGAGGAAAUAUACUAGGGAAUUCUAUACUUUCGGAAUGGAAACUCUGUUGAAGCUUGAUUUGAAUGGGACAAGAAGGUUCUUUGAUGCUUUCUUUGAUUUGGAUCCUUACUACUGGCAAGGGUUUCUCUCCUCGAGAUUGUCCCUUGCAGAACUUGCUUUCCUGAGCUUAUCUCUGUUUGGACGUGCCUCAAACAUGUCCAGGUUUGAUAUUGUUACGAAAUGUCCUAUUCCAUUGGUUAAAAUGAUGGGUAAUCUAGCACUUGACUCCUUCUGACCUAUGGAAGGUCGCAACAACUUUCAUCAUGUUGUAGAUUCAACAAAAUGAGUCAUAUAUUAUACUUGGGAAAAAAUUACUGGUAUAUAAAUGUGUGUGUGUGUGUGUAUAUUGGAAUUUCUAUUUUGAGAAAGAAUACACUGCAUCUAACCAAACGGCAAGGGGAGCUUUUGGUAGAUGCAGCUGAUCAUUAACUGCAUUGGGCUAUCAACAGAGGAUGGUUUCAAAAAAAAAUAGAAAGCAACUCAUAACAAAAUUAUCCCAGCUCAUUUUUCAAAACUAUCAUUAAGCAUGAUUUGAAAUUGGACAGUUUUCAAUUUCCAUGAUGAACCCUCCAAAGAGAACUUUUAUUGCAUUCUUAAAACAGAAAUUACAAGAACUUGAGAGUGAAAUAGAGAAACAGAGAGCGAGCAUAAUUGGUAAUGACAUCUUAUCAACGAUCUCUAGCACAAGCACAUUACAGCAAGCUAUUGAUAGUCAAACUACUAAACUAGAAUGCAGAUUUGAGCCAUUAAUGGUGCAUCUAUCCUCGUGGAGGGAAUCCAUAGGCUGGGGGUGGACUUGUUGGGGGCAUGUAGACUGGUGGAGGGGAGGCAGGAGGCUGGUAAAUGGGUGGAGGUCUUGAAACAGGGGGUGGAGACUUUGGUGGCCGAUAGACUGGUGGAGGUUUGUGUGAUGGUGGAGGUAAGGAAGGAGGCUGGUACGUUGGUGGAGAUUUUGGUGGUAAAUAAGAUGGAGUGGGUGCUGGAGGUACUAUUGGAGGGCUAUAGGUGGGAGUUGGGGGAGGAACAUAACUUGGCGGAGAUGGUAUUGACACUGGUGGUGGUUGAUAACUUGGUGUUGGAUGGGGUUUCUGAACUGGUGGUGGGGUUGGGGGCUUAUAUACUGGAGGUAGGGUGACUGGAGGCCUAUAUGUUGGCGGAGUUGGGGGUUUAUGUAGUGGCGGUUGUUUAAUGGGAGGCCUAUAUGUUGGUGGAGUUGGGUGCUUAUGCACUGGUGGUGGUUUAAUAGGAGGCCUAUAUGUUGGUGGAGUUGGGGUGGUGGGAGGCUUGUAUGUUGGUGGAUUUGGGGGCUUAUAUACUGGAGGUGGGGUGCUGGGAGGCCUGUACGUUGGUGGAGUUGGGGGUUUGUAAACUGGUGGUGGUUUAAUGGGAGGCUUAUAUGUUGGUGGAGUUGGGGGUUUAUGCACUGGAGGUGGUUUGAUGGGAGGCCUAUAUGUCGGUGGAGUCGGGGGCUUAUAUACAGGGGGUGGGGUGAUGGGAGGCCUAUAUUUCGGUGGAGUUGGGGGUUUAUAAAUUGGUGGUUUAGUGGGAGGCGUAUAUGUUGGUGGAGUUGGGGGCUUAUGAACUGGUGGUGGUUUAGUGGAAGGAGGCUUAUAUGUAGGUGGACUUGGGGGCUUAUAAACUGGUGGUGGGGUGCUGGGAGGCCUGUACGUUGGUGGAGUUGGGGGUUUGUAAACUGGUGGUGGUUUAAUGGGAGGCUUAUAUGUUGGUGGAGUUGGGGGUUUAUGCACUGGAGGUGGUUUGAUGGGAGGCCUAUAUGUUGGUGGAGUCGGGGGCUUAUAUACAGUGGGUGGGGUGAUGGGAGGCCUAUAUUUUGGUGGAGUUGGGGGUUUAUAAAUUGGUGGUUUAGUGGGAGGCGUAUAUGUUGGUGGAGUGGAGGGCUUAUGAACUGGUGGUGGUUUAGUGGAAGGAGGCUUAUAUGUAGGUGGACUCGGGGGCUUAUAAACUGGUGGUGGUUUAGUGGAAGGAGGCUUAUAGGUCGGUGGAGUUGGGGGCUUAUGAACUGGUGGUGGUUUAGCGGAAGGAGGCUUAUAUGUAGGUGAACAUGGGGGCUUAUGAACUGGUGGUGGUUUAGUGGAAGGAGGCUUAUAUGAAGGUGGACUUGGGGGCUUAUAAACUGGUGGUGGUUUAGUGGUAGGAGGCUUAUAUGUCGGUGGAGAUGGGGGCUUGUUUAUGGGAGGCCUAUAUGUUGGUGGAGUUGGGGGCUUCUGCACUGGAGGCUUAUAUACUGGAGGUGGGGUGAUGGGAGGGCUGUAUUUUGGUGGACUUGGGGGUUUAUGCACUGGUGGUGGUUUAAUUGGAGGCCUAUAUGUUGGUGGAGUUGGGGGCUUUUGCACUGGCGGCCUAUGUGUUGGUGGAGCUGGGGGUUUGUGCACUGGUGGUUUAGUUGGAGGCUUGUAUGUUGGUGGAGUUGGGGGUUUAUACACUGGUGGAGGGGGCUUAUGUGUUGGUGGUCUAUAUGUUGGUGGGGAUGGUGGUUUUUGUACUGGAGGCUUGUAUGUAGGUGGAGUUGGACUUGGGGGUUUAUAUGUUGGCGGGGAUGGUGGUUUUUGUACCGGAGGCUUGUAUGUAGGUGGAGUUGGACUUGGGGGUUUAUAUGUUGGUGGGGAUGGUGGUUUUUGUACUGGAGGCUUGUAUGUAGGCGGAGUUGGACUUGGGGGUUUAUAUGUUGGUGGGGAAGGUGGUUUCUGUACUGGAGGCUUGUAUGUGGGUGGGGAUGGUGGUUUAUGUUCUGGAGGUUUAUAUGUGGGUGGGGUAGGGGGUUUGUACAGUGGCGGUGGGCUAAUGGGCGGCCUGUAUGUGGGCGGUGGGGGCAGGGGAGGGCUAUAAACUGGCGGAGAUGGUGACGGCAUGGGAGGUGGUUGAUAAUUCGGUGGCGUUGGAGGCCUCUCAACCGGUGGCUUUCCUAUCGGCGGAGGCUUAUAAAUGGGCACUGGUGGCGGCUUGUGGUGAUGGAACGGUGGGUGUGAGGGCGGUUUUUGCUUGGGUGGAGGUGUUGCAACAGGCGGUGCAGGCCCAUAGACCGGCUGCACAGGUGGCGGAGGAACUCCAUAAGCUGGCAGCGGACUGAAACCGAAGUGAUCGAUGCCGAUUCUGAUACGGUUUCCCAGACCUCCAUCCGCAGAGCCCGAAACCAACACAUUAGACAAAACUAGACAGAAGAAAACCAGCCAUGCCUUCCAGCAGCACCCUGCAGCCUUCAUACUGGUAAGCAUUGCAAAUUUUCUGUUUGCAUGCUAAGCUU